Fraxinus pennsylvanica is the source of this 2433-nucleotide messenger RNA. Lineage: Eukaryota; Viridiplantae; Streptophyta; Magnoliopsida; Lamiales; Oleaceae. The record is from the annotation of a GenBank genome assembly.
AUGGCCGAAACGACGUCAUGUUCUGAAGGUUUAAGUCGUUUUGGAGAUCUGAGAGGGGUGCAAUGGCGCAUAGAUUUAGGGGUUUUACCAUCUUCUUCUUCAUCUAUCGAAAAUCUUCGCCGAGAGACGGCCAAUUCUCGAAGAAGGUAUGCUGCUCUGAGGCGGCAGCUUCUAGUCAAUCCACAUGUUCCCAAGGAUGGAAGUAAUUCUCCUGAUCUUGUCAUGGACAAUCCACUGUCACAAAGUCCAGACAGCAUGUGGGGUCGUUUCUUCAAGAAUGCUGAACUGGAGAGAAUGGUUGACCAAGAUUUGACACGCUUAUAUCCUGAACCGGGUAGCUAUUUCCAGACACCUGGAUGCCAAGGCAUUUUAAGGCGAAUUUUACUACUUUGGUGCGUUAGGCAUCCAGAGUAUGGCUACAGACAAGGGAUGCAUGAACUCUUGGCCCCAAUGUUGUAUGUUCUACAUGUUGAUGUUAAGCGUCUUUCAGAAGUGAGAAAACUUUAUGAAGACCACUUCAUUGACAAGUUUGACGGCUUCUCAUUUCAUGAAAAUGACUUGACUUAUAAGUUUGAUUUUAAAAUGUUCUCGGAUUCUGUUGAAGAUGGGAAUGGAUUGGGAAAAGGUUCUGUGAAGUUUAGCAGUCUUAAUGAACUUGAUCCCAAGAUACAAACAAUUGUUUUACUUAGCGAUGCUUAUGGGGCAGAAGGUGAACUCGGUAUUGUUUUAUCUAAGAAAUUUAUGGAACAUGAUGCAUAUUCUAUGUUCGACGCUUUGAUGAGUGGGGCAGGUGGGGCUGUUGCCAUGGCAGAUUUUUUCUCUCCAUCUCCAUUUGGGAAUUCACAUAAUGGGUUCCCCCCUGUAAUUGAAGCUUCUGCCGCACUCUAUCAUUUGCUUUCCAUUGUUGAUUCAUCUCUUCAUGGCCACCUUGUUGAACUAGGAGUUGAACCCCAAUAUUUUGCACUUCGCUGGCUACGGGUCCUAUUUGGGCGUGAAUUUUCACUUGAUGACCUUUUAAUUAUUUGGGACAAAAUUUUUUUGUAUGAUAAUACCAAAUUCAACAAACCUGCCGAUAAUGCUUCCGAGUCCAAAUUUGCAGUCCUCAGUUCUCCUAGAGGAGCAUUCAUUUCUGCUUUUGCAGUUUCAAUUAUACUUCAUUUGAGAUCUCCAGUGCUUGCCACUGAGAAUGCUACUGUCUGUCUUCAAAGAUUGUUGAAUUUUCCCGACGAUAUAGAUCUUGUUAAGCUGCUAGCGAAGGCAAAGUCCUUGCAGGCUCUGGCGAUAGAUGCGAACAACUCAACUUCCCUAUUGAUUGAUCCCGGGUUUGAUUACAGAGGUGAGUCAGUUAGUACUAGGGGUCAUAGCCUUUCGUUAGAUUUAACUUCUCCAAGAACUCCCCAGAAUGUGGUCCCCUAUAGCUACUGGGAAGAGAAGUGGAGAGAUUUGCACAAGGAAGAAGAGCACAAGAAAGGUCGUGUCGAAAAACAAGUUCCAAACAGCAGAAAAGGGUGGUCAGAGAGAGUGAGAUUGCGACUGUCUAGAACAGAAUCAGACCCAUCUUCAUCUAAGGUUGGUAAAAUACAGAAAGACCAAAAGUCAUCUGUUAGGAAAAGUUUGUUGAAAGAUCUGGCCUGUCAGCUCAGAUCAGAUGAAGAUACAGAAAAGGUAGGGUGCGGCGGAGAUUUAGGCCAUGAGGAUCCAGUUGAGGUCAAUGGGCAAGAAAAUACUGAUAAGAAUUUCGGUAGCACAUCCGAGCCAAGAGAUUUGAGUGGAAGUGCAGAGAGUGAAGAGAAUUCUUCCGAUUUCUCAGAUUCACCAAGUCCUGUUCAUGGGGCUAAUGUUCAUCAGAACGACUCAGGAAAAAGUAGCAUAGCAUCAAACUUAUCCAUUGAUGAAAAUGAUCCCGGUCCAUGUGGCACUACCCUGGAAUUCUCCCCUCUUCCCAUCUCAGAUUCACCUGAUGAUCUGUCUCUAAAAUGUGCAGAGAAUGACAAUUCUGUAGGUAAAUCAACCAUGGGCAUGAAGGAGCGAAAGUUUCUAUCAGGGAAAUUCCAAACCAAUACCUUCAAACCUGCCUAUGCGAGUGAGGGGACAUCUGAAAAGAUAGGUGCUUCUGAAGAUGCGAAAGCUUGCCAAGGAGGAAGUGUUCAGAACACUAUAGUUGGCUCUUCGACAGCCUAUGGAUGUGAUAGCUCUUCGGGAAUCAGCGAAGCAGAGACGGUUGAGCAAAACUUGAUGGGUAGCUUCAGAAAUCUUGGGCAAUCCAUGCUUGAGAACAUCCAGGUUAUCGAAUCUGUUUUUCAGCAGGAUCGAGGUCACACGGGACCCUUGGAGAACAGCUCAAAAAAUGGUUUUGUUGGGCAAGGACAAAUUACUGCCAUGGCAGCCCUCGAAGAGCUUAGAAAAAUUAGCAAUCUUUUAUCUGAGAUGUGA